GACGCCAUGGCCAGAGAGAGAGUAACAGCCGCCCGAGCCCUUUGCAUGAGGGGAUAUCUGCUCACAGCUCUUUUCAGUGUCUGGAUAAAUCUGAUCUAUGGAAUCAAUAUUCAGCUGAUUCCUAAAUAUCCAGUGGUCAAUCAGCCUGUCACCCUCAGUGUCAGUGGGAUCAGUGAGACAAUUCUCUCUUUCUCCUGGUAUAGUAGUUCAGCCAUUAUGAAUUCCUCACUAAUUUUAUCAUAUAAUCCAACUUUGAAGCCCGCGGAGACCCAAGGGCCACAGUACUUCCCUCGAGCCAGCAGCUUCUCAAAUGGCUCAUUACAUAUAGUGGAACUUUCAACAACAGACAGAGGAUAUUACACAGUGCAAGUACAGGCAGAAAGUUUAACAUCACAGACUAUAGACCUGCCUGUAUAUGUCCCUGUGGUUAAACCAGUGAUCAGGACAAGCAGCCAGCGGCCUGUGGAAUAUGAAGAGAUCGCCCUUACAUGUACAGCAGCCAAUGCACAGAGGUUCUUAUGGAGCAGAAUUGGUGGCAAAAUUCCUUCUGGAGUCAAAUACAGUUCAAAUAAUGAAAGUAUGAUUAUUUCCAGGAUAACAUUAUCAGAUGCUGGAAAGUACCAAUGUGAAGGCAUGAAUCCAGCCAGCAUGAAUAUCAGUGAGACCUACACUCUGUCCCUAUACUGACAAGUUAACAGCCAACAAAAGUCAUCUGAAAUAUAUGAUGAUGUGAUUGAUGGAACAAAGGGACAAAACCCCACAGUGGAAUCUACAUACACAGGGCUGCAGCAUCGGCCGGAUCACACCUACUGUGACCUUAACAUGGGACAGACAUAAAAGCGAUAAUGCCAAUCAGUCAAUGCCUUCAUCUCUUGAUGCCUUCAGUACCUAUUCCAUCUAAAUACCAAUUCACCUCUUAAAUGUAUAUUAAAAAAAUGUAUAUUGAAUGUAUAUUAAAACAAAAUGUAUCAAUUAAUGUUUCAUUCCAACACAGUUCAUACCAAUUACAUACUCAUAGGUUACGUAACAUUUAGCUUCUGAAAGCUGCAUUACAUUAUCUUACAGUACAACCUUUUUUUUUUAAACUAGAAUUUAUAAUGUUCUGCACAACAACAAUGAUCUGAACAAUAACAUAUAUACCCUGUAGAAAGUAUAUAGUAUGAAUAUACUAAAUGCUACCUGGAUAGCAUAUUGUAAUAAAG
Molecule: messenger RNA, 1202 nt
Organism: Xenopus tropicalis (tropical clawed frog)
Lineage: Eukaryota; Metazoa; Chordata; Amphibia; Anura; Pipidae
Product: carcinoembryonic antigen-related cell adhesion molecule 6
Exons: 6
Coding region: 7-687 (226 amino acids)
Source: RefSeq, a predicted model, not a curated record